This is a messenger RNA of Trichomycterus rosablanca, 1111 nucleotides long. RefSeq names its product eukaryotic translation initiation factor 3, subunit Ja (gene eif3ja). Gene Ontology annotation, cellular component: cytoplasm; eukaryotic translation initiation factor 3 complex. Lineage: Eukaryota; Metazoa; Chordata; Actinopteri; Siluriformes; Trichomycteridae. The record is from RefSeq and is a predicted model, not a curated record. The transcript is spliced from 8 exons. Bases 18 to 752 code for a protein of 244 amino acids. Gene Ontology annotation, molecular function: translation initiation factor activity.
ACACUGGUGCAUCCAAAAUGGCGGACUCAGAUUCUUGGGACGCGGACAGUUUUGAACCGGACGAGCCCGUUCAGAAGGCAACAGUGCAUGAUAAGUGGGAAGGAGAGGAUGACGAUGAAGAUGUGAAAGAUAACUGGGAUGAUGAGGAAGAAGAAAAGGUGGAAGACACCAAAGCAGUGGCAAAGCCAUCAGAGAAGAAGAAACUUAGUGAUAAAAUUAAAGAAAAAGAGAGUUUAGAGAGAAAAAAACAAGAGGAGCUUCAAAAUCGGUUAGAGGAAUCAGAAGACACGACAGAGCUCACACCCGAGCAGGAGUUAGAAGAUAAACUUGGACUGGAAAAACUUCAAGAGGAUUCAGACUUGGAACUAGCAAAAGACACUUUUGGUGUAUCAAAUAACGUAACGGGUAUAGAUGCUAUGAGUCCCUCCUCCAAAGACGACUUUACAGAGUUUGAGCGGUUGCUAGUAGAAAAAAUAACUCCAUAUGAGAAGUCGAUACACUAUUCCAGCUUUUUAGAGUCCCUGUUUAGAGACCUGUGUCUUUCAUUGGAAGUUGACGACCUGAAAAAGAUAAACAACUCACUUACAGUGCUACUCGGUGAGAAGCAAAGGCAAGAAAAGCAAAACAAAGGAAAGAAGAAAAAAAAAGGUGUUUUACCAGGAGGUGGGUUAAAAGCCAAGUUGAAGGAUGACCUGGAUGACUACGGCGAGUUUGACGGUGGUUAUGCACAAGACUACGAGGAUUUCAUGUGACCCCAGCUUCAUCACCCAACACAUUUCAUGACUGCUUUUCAGCAUGACCUCUCCUUACAACCAGACCCUCACCAGAGCCAUGCUAGAGAACUGAAACUAAGUCAUCCAAUGGAACAGAACCUAAGUGGUUUAUUCUGAAAGAGACUUAAUUGCAGUAUUUUUGUUUGUUUAUAUAGACUAGGUCAGUCUUAAGGUUUGCUGUGGAAAGCAGUGAUGAUCCGCUUACAUACUCAAGUAAAAUAAGUCAAAAUGAUGACGUGAAACAUCAGCUUCACAUGAAAUCCUAUUAAAGACUGACAGUAUAACUGUUUAAAUCGGCUACUACUUGACAUUAAAAUAAAUUUGACAGUCUAUGCAAA